Condylura cristata (star-nosed mole) is the source of this 1750-nucleotide messenger RNA. RefSeq names its product pleckstrin homology-like domain, family A, member 1 (gene PHLDA1). Bases 30 to 1190 code for a protein of 386 amino acids. Gene Ontology annotation, biological process: positive regulation of apoptotic process. Gene Ontology annotation, molecular function: phosphatidylinositol phosphate binding. Gene Ontology annotation, cellular component: nucleus. The record is from RefSeq and is a predicted model, not a curated record. Lineage: Eukaryota; Metazoa; Chordata; Mammalia; Eulipotyphla; Talpidae. The transcript is spliced from 2 exons.
GCGGCGGGCUUGGGAAGGGCCCCAAGUUAAUGAGGCGUGCGCCGGCCGCCGAGCGCCUUUGCGAGCUGGGCUUUCCCCCGCGGGGCGGGCGCCAGGAGCCGCCUUUUCCGCUGGGUGUCACUCGGGGAUUGGGAGGAUGGCCCAUUCAAAAGCGCCGCGAGGAGGCCCGGCCAGUGUCCUUCAGUGAGCGCUCGCAAGAGGACGGCAGCGGCUCGGUGGCUCGCUGCUCCCGGACCUUGUGGCGCAUCAGGACGCGGCUGCCCCCCUGUCCCGAUCCGGAGCUGCCGCUGCCGUCUCUCUGUUUCCUGCGUGUUAGCCUCCUCUGUGCCCUCCGGCCGGGCGGCCGCGGGAGCCGCUGGGGCGAGGACGGCGCGCGGUUGCUGCUGCUGCCCCCGGCCCGGGCGGCGGGAAGUGGUGAGACCGAGCCGAGCGGCGGCUCCCCUUAUGCCGGAAGGAUGCUGGAGAGCAGCGGCUGCAAGGCACUGAAGGAGGGUGUGUUGGAGAAGCGCAGCGAUGGGUUGCUGCAGCUCUGGAAGAAAAAGUGCUGCAUCCUCACCGAGGAGGGGCUGCUGCUCAUCCCGCCCAAGCAGUUGCAACAACAGCAACAGCCUGGGCCGGGGCCGGCCGAGUCGUCCCAACCCGGAGGCCCCGCCGUGGCCGGCCUCGAGCCACCGGUCAAGCUCAAGGAAUUGCACUUUUCGAACAUGAAGACCGUGGACUGCGUGGAGCGCAAGGGCAAGUACAUGUACUUCACUGUGGUGAUGGCUGAGGGCAAGGAGAUCGACUUUCGGUGCCCGCAGGACCAGGGCUGGAACGCCGAGAUCACGCUGCAGAUGGUGCAGUACAAGAAUCGCCAGGCCAUCCUGGCCGUGAAGUCCACGAGGCAGAAGCAGCAACAUCUGGUGCAGCAGCAGCCUCCGCAGCCACAGCCGCAGCCGCAGCCGCAGCUACAGCCUCAACCCCAACCCCAGCCUCAGCCCCAGUCCCAACCCCAGCUGCAGCCCCAAGCCAAGCCUCAGCCCCUGCCGCUCCACCCGUACCCUCCACAGCCUCACCCGCACCCCCAUCCGCACCCGCACCCGCAUCAGCUACCACACGCGCACUCGCACCAACUCCCACAUCCACACCAACAGCCGCUCUCGCAGCCGCUCGGCCACCGGCUUCUUCGCAGCACCUCCAACUCUGCCUGAAGAGGGCAGCACCGGGGCCAGACAAGUUUUGAGGACUUGAGGAAGUGGGACAAGCACAUUUCUAUUGUCUUCACUUGGAUCGGAAACAAAACUGUCUCUCCCCCCUUCUCCCCCGCACCAGAUCAAGUACUUUGGACAUCACCCGACUUUGUGAUUCCUUUAGUUUUGUGCAAACUCUUGAUCACAAUGCAGAAAACGAUUCGGAGUCCAGAAGGCUUUUAUUUAUGAACAUUCGAAAGGAUCUUCCAGUAUGGUGGACCUUCUAGGAGCGAUGAUGUACUGUAAUUUUAUUUUAACGUAUUUUGAUUUAUGGUUAUUUAUUAGUUUUUUUUUUUUUAAAUACUUGUUCUAAGACAUUUCUGAAUGUAGGCCAUUUUCCAAAAAAGAAACUCAUUUUCAAAAACUUAUUCUCUAGUAAGUUUCAAUCUUGGAAAAGAAAAAAGUGAAAGGGCGGUGGAGGGGAAAACAUUAAGAAUCCAUUCAUUAUUUCUGGGGCAUUUUGAGAAGAUCUGACACUUUAUUGUUAUCCAGGUGGUUGAAAUUAAAACUCUGUGAUAUUA